CCGAGAUAAAUCACCGUGCGGAGCGCGAGGUGCACAAUGUGUGAGUGUGACGCUUUCUCUCAGGCACUCGUGCAUCCUAUAGCUGCUAGCACGUGCCUACAAUUGUGCAGAUGUCAGAGCAUCAUGGCAGCUUUUAAAGGUAUUUGGACCAAAGCAUUCUGGCGUGCAGUAUCUGGUGAAUUCUUAGCCACGCUAAUCUUUGUACUUAUCAGUCUUGGCUCAACCAUCAACUGGGCAUCAGACAAGGAUAAUCCGCCACCUGCAGACCUGGUGCUCAUCUCACUCUGUUUCGGGUUGAGCAUCGCUACCAUGGUGCAGUGUUUCGCUCAUAUUACUGGAGGCCACAUAAACCCGGCUGUGACUGCUGCCAUGCUUGUUACCAGAAAGCUGAGUCUUGCCAAGGCCUUGUUUUACGUACUUGCGCAGUGUUUGGGUGCCGUCACCGGGGCAGGGAUUCUCUUCCUGGUUACACCAAGUGCUGUUCAAGGCAGUUUAGGUGUUACAAUGGUGAACUCGAGUAUCUCAGUGGGUCAUGCCUUGGUUGUGGAGCUCUUGAUCACAUUUGAACUCGUCUUCACCGUGUUUGCUACCUGUGACAACAAACGAAAUGACCUUAAUGGAUCGGCUAGCCUCGCCAUCGGUAUUGCCGUAGUCAUCGGCCACCUUUUUGCGAUCCCUUACACUGGAGCCAGCAUGAACCCUGCUCGCUCUUUUGGACCUGCAGUCAUCACAUUCAAAUGGGAAAGCCACUGGGUAUAUUGGGUCGGGCCCAUUUUAGGUGGCAUUCUGGCUGCUGCGAUGUACGAGUACCUGUACUGUCCAGACCCUGAACUGAAGAAAUGCUGCAAAGAGAUGGUCAUCAAAGAUACUUCAGGAAAAUACAAAGAGGUGGAGUGUUCCGUCAGCCAGCAUGGUGGAGAGCCAGAUGAUAUUACAAUUAGCCCUGGUUCUUCAAACGAUACGGAGAAAGUGGAGAAGAAGGAGGCUUUACAGGAUGUCUCUGGCGAUGGGUUGUCGUCUGUAUGACUAUCAAUCAUGCUGGUGAAGGAGACUAAUGUGUAACAUGUCUCCAUCACCAGUAUGUCAAGAUGAUUCUGCACUUUAUCCAACGCUAAUCUGGCUAACAAUGACAUAAAUCAUGCUGACUAACAAUGACUAAAGGCAUGCUGGAACCACUUUUCCUAUAUAUUGUAUGUGCUAAAUAUAUCUUUAUCCACUAAGACCUAAAGCUUGUCCCCAGGAGAACACGUCCUUGCAGCAAAGUGUGUUUCAGUUGACGAGUGGUUUAAUUCAAUGCGACAAAAACUCUUCAAGUGUCUUCUAGGAGUGUAACGCGAUACCACUAUCUGUGUCUUUUUAACACUUCAAAUAUUUCUAAACCCAAAGUGGGUGUUGCUCAAAUAGGAAAGCUUUUAUUCUUAAUUAAAUAUAAACCGUACCACUCUGUCCUGGGAAACUCUGGAUAAAACCUAGAAUGCCAAGCAAUUUCAACAUGUCCUGUAAAUUCUACCAGUUCCCCAACCUCAGCUACAUGAUUUAAAUUCAUAACUGGGGCGUUAGGGACGUUGCUACGGUUGGAAGGGAUGAGAAUGUUUAGCCCUUUGAGACUAUGACUCGUCAUCAGUUGCAUUAUCAUUACCUCACUAACUCUUCCAGUGAAUGAAAGAAUGAAUAAAUGACAACCAUCCAAUGGUUGUAUGCUAUCAACAGUGCCACCUGCUGACCGGAAUAGAUUCUGUUUUGUUCUGUUUAACAGGACAAUAUAUAAGUUUUAAAACUGCAUAUAUAUAUAGCGAAAUGAAUGAAAGUGUAAAAUACGUGUUUCUUUACUGAUUAGUCUUGUACUUUAUUUAUGGUGUCAUUUUUUUCCAGUCUUUAAAAGACCAGGGGUUUUUGACAGUACAUGCUACGCUACUGUAAAUGGCGUUUUUUAUCCCACUCACACAGUUAUUAGAUUUAUUUAUCCAUCCGUGAUCUUUUCUAACAACUUUUCUCGGUUUUGUUUUUUUUUUCAAAAUAAAACACACUCUAGUAGAUAAAUUCUAAGUACUUGAACCCUAUCCAGGCAGUUACUAAGGCUGAACAUAUGAACGCUGUACAUUCAUGUUUAUGAUGUUUGCUUGUUUGUUUGUUUGUUUGUUUAUCCACCAUUACAGCUGUGUCUAGUUGAUAUUAUUUCCCACACUCAUUGUUCGAUCGACUUUAUAAAAUAAGAGUCCAGCCCUCACCCCAACCUUAGUGGAUUAAAGUUU
Tachysurus vachellii is the source of this 2252-nucleotide messenger RNA. RefSeq names its product aquaporin-4-like. Gene Ontology annotation, biological process: transmembrane transport. Gene Ontology annotation, molecular function: water channel activity. The record is from RefSeq and is a predicted model, not a curated record. Lineage: Eukaryota; Metazoa; Chordata; Actinopteri; Siluriformes; Bagridae. Gene Ontology annotation, cellular component: basolateral plasma membrane; plasma membrane. The transcript is spliced from 5 exons. The coding region runs from base 37 to 1026 and encodes 329 amino acids.